ACGAACGCCGCGGCAGCCACCCUGCAGCCGUGGGUCGGAGGCGCCGUCCCUAGGCCCUGGAGCCCCGGCCGCCCCCGGGGAGUCGGCGCCGCUGCGAGAGUCUCGCAGGCUGGCCUCUGCCCGGCGCGGAGGGCGCGGAGCUCCCAGAGAGUCGUCCGGAGGUUGGGCCCAGGAGAAAGGAGGCCAGGAGCCACAUCAUCCCAGGAUAUCCCUGGUGAUCUCUGAAGAAUCUGUAUCAUGGAAUCGAUCUCUAUGAUGGGAAGCCCUAAGAGCCUUAGUGAGACAUUUUUGCCUAAUGGCAUAAAUGGUAUCAAAGAUGCAAGGAAGGUCACUGUGGGUGUAAUUGGAAGUGGAGAUUUCGCCAAAUCCUUAACCAUCCGACUUAUUAGAUGUGGCUAUCAUGUGGUCAUAGGAAGUAGAAAUCCUAAAUUUGCUUCUGAAUUUUUUCCUCAUGUGGUAGAUGUCACUCAUCAUGAAGAUGCACUAACAAAAACAAAUAUAAUAUUCAUCGCUAUACACCGAGAACAUUACACCUCCCUGUGGGACCUGAGACACCUGCUUGUGGGUAAAAUCCUGAUUGAUGUGAGCAAUAACAUGAGGAUAAACCAGUACCCAGAAUCCAAUGCUGAAUAUUUGGCUUCCUUGUUCCCGGAUUCACUGAUUGUCAAAGGGUUUAAUGUCAUCUCAGCUUGGACACUUCAGCUGGGACCUAAGGAUGCCAGCCGGCAGGUCUAUAUUUGCAGCAACAAUAUUCAAGCUCGACAACAGGUUAUUGAACUUGCUCGGCAUUUGAAUUUUAUACCCAUUGACUUGGGAUCAUUAUCAUCAGCCAGGGAGAUUGAAAAUUUACCUCUGCGACUGUUUACUCUCUGGAGAGGGCCCGUGGUGGUAGCCAUCAGUCUGGCCACGUUUUUCUUUCUUUAUUCCUUUGUCCGAGAUGUGAUACAUCCAUAUGCUAGAAACCAGCAGAGUGACUUCUACAAGAUUCCUAUUGAGAUUGUGAAUAAAACCUUGCCCAUAGUUGCCAUUACUUUGCUGUCCCUCGUGUACCUAGCAGGUCUCCUGGCAGCUGCCUAUCAACUUUAUUAUGGAACCAAGUAUAGGAGAUUUCCACCUUGGUUGGAGACCUGGUUACAGUGUAGAAAACAGCUUGGAUUACUAAGUUUUUUCUUUGCUUCAGUCCAUGUUGCCUACAGCCUCUGCUUACCAAUGAGAAGGUCAGAGAGAUACUUAUUUCUCAACAUGGCUUAUCAGCAGGUUCAUGCAAAUAUUGAAAACUCUUGGAAUGAAGAAGAAGUUUGGAGAAUUGAAAUGUACAUCUCCUUCGGCAUAAUGAGCCUGGGCUUGCUCUCCCUCCUGGCCGUCACCUCCAUCCCUUCAGUGAGCAAUGCCCUCAACUGGAGGGAGUUCAGUUUCAUUCAGUCUACACUCGGUUAUGUUGCUCUGCUCAUAAGCACUUUCCAUGUUUUAAUUUAUGGAUGGAAACGAGCUUUCGAAGAAGAGUACUACAGGUUUUAUACACCGCCAAACUUCGUGCUUGCUCUUGUUUUGCCCUCAAUUGUAAUUCUGGGUAAGAGCAUUUUACUACUUCCGUGUAUAAGCCAAAAGCUAAGGAGAAUUAAAAAAGGCUGGGAAAAGAGCCAAUUGCGAGAAGAAGGUAUUGGAGGAGCAGUUCCUCACCUCUCACCGGAGAGGGUCACGGUUAUGUGAGAGUAAAUGGUGCUGGCGGAUGCCAUAAAGAGCUCUUACUCAUGCCGUUGUUUCUACGACUUUGUCUGUGUUCAGUUGCCAGCACACUGUCAAAUUGCUGUGGGCUGAAACUUGUUCAGUGUGAUCUCAGCCAAAUAGUGGUAGAAUCUUCUUCAGAUUAAUUUUCACAAAUGUCAUGUGUGAAAAUGAAUUUUUGUAGUUAACUUAUUGUUGAAAUUUAGGUGUGUUUUUUUUUGUUUUGCACAUUCUGACAUUGUUAUUUUAACAAACUAUUCCACAGUCAGGCAAAAAUAUUUAUAGUUAAUAAUAUAGAUACAAUAUAAUAUUAAAAACACUUUGCAAAACAGCCAAAUUUAAGUUUUAAUACAAUUCAAUACAUAAGUUUUUUUCUGAAGCUCAAGUAAGGUUUUAAUGAUUAUCCAGUGUAAGAACUAGAAAUGCAUAAUCAUACUUUUUAAGAAAGGGCGCAUUAUAUUAGCAUCUAGGUAAGGAUGCAUGGCAAUGUUCCUGUACUUGUCUCAUAAGACAGGAUUUGAAAAAUGUCAUUGAUUUUUGUGAAUCAAUGUGAUUAUGUGAACCACCACAAACAGAGAAGAUACACUGUACCUGAAAUUAUAUUUAAAAUGCAUUGGAGACAGGAAAGAUACACUGAUAAUGCGAACCUCAUGAAAGAUUUUCCUCUUUAUCUUGUUACAAAGCAGUCCCAUUUGAAUAUCAGUGUGUUGUCAGGGAGAAGACUGUAAUAUGUGGCCUCCCAAACUGACUUUUCUUACAGUACCAGUCCUGGAAAUCUUCUCUUUGUUCCUCGUUAGAAGGAAAGUGUUAGGUUUCCACACAAGUAGUUGCUUGCCACCUGGCAUGUGCCAUUGCAGCUCAGCCAGCCAUCGCUCUCUACCACGCAGGAUUUUACAGAAGUUCAUUGAGGGGUUAGAACAUGCCACAAACUGUUCUGAGCACUUUAGCUGUAUUAUCCCAUUUAAUACUUUAAAUAAUCCCAUGACAGAGGUAGUUAUUAUCCUCAUUUUACAAAGGAGAAACUGAAGGAUAGAAAGUUAAGCAGUUUGCCCAAGGUCAUGGAGUUAGGCCAGAGCUAGCCUUCAAGUCCAGGCAGUAAUUUUCCAGAGGCUGUGAUUGUAACCACUAGGUUGCACGGCCCCUGCUUCACCCCCAUGCAUUACAGUCACAGUGCCAGUCUAUGUGCUUUCUCUUUUGUACAAAGGUAUUGACAUCCUCGAGAGUGAGUGUGGUUAUUAAAUUGUGGGGUAAUCCAUAGUGACUUACCUGUGGGGAGGAUCGUGCCUGGGACAUGACCCUGGAAACCCAUGGCAGCCCAUGUGCCUCUCACUGGGGUGAGGGACCCCAGCAGAGGUAGGACCGUGGCAGUUUUAAUAAAUGGUCCUACAGAGGCUUAAACAGCCCCAGUAGGUUAGUCGUCUCCUUUUCUCUUUUGAGAAGCCCUCCUAUGUGCUCAGCCAUUCAUUCGGAAGCAGUUCGCAAGCAUGAAGGAUAUUAGGGUAAGUUAAUUAUAAAUCUCCUCUAGAGGCAUAUAGUCACACAAAUUAUUCAUAAAUUUUUCAGUGCUGACAUUCCACAUUAAAAUUGCAUUUCAUUCAAAUUUUGGUUGGAAUGCCCUACAUUUUUUUUCCCAUGUGCUCUUUCCUAUUAAAAAAUUGCAGACAAGGUAACAUUAUAUACAUUCCUCCAAAAUUAUAACAUUGCUAAACUUACCCUCUGAAGUACUACUGAAUUCAGCUGCCAAAAAUAAAAGGAAUUGUACUUGCGGAGGCUACCUUGUCCCCCAGUGGCUCUUCCCCUACUGUACGUGAUGUCAGUUUGGUAAAUCAUCGUGAAUCUCUUGAUGCUCUUGGUGAGUUUUAAAAUAGCUUUUACUUUUCAACCGAGCUCUUUGUUUUCUUUAGUUAUAGUCUUCUCCUCUUGAUAAUCACUUUCUUGUUAGUUCUUAGUAGGAAUUCAGUUGGAAAAUAACUUUUAAAGGUAAAUACCUAUAAACUAUUGUAGUGGACUAGUGAAAUUAACAGAAUAUUUUCAAUACUUUCUUGUUCCUUAAGUUUUACUGUCUUAAGAUGAUCACCAUUUAAUGUGAAAAGGCAGUGAAAUAUUUUUAAAAGUUAGGUGAUUAUUGAAGUAUAUUGUUGCACAUAUAUAUUAAGUGGCCAAUAAUAUAAAUAACUAUGAGAGAUAAAUGGGGUCUUUAAAAAUAUGAAAAAAAACAGUUUAUGAAAAUGUAUAUAAGAUGUAACUGUUUCCAAUACUAUUUCCUUUUCUCCUUUACAAAAAUGAAAUUAAUUUUGAAGCUUUAGAAUAAAUAUAAUAUAUUCAUUGUAAUUCUAAAUAUUUAAAAGCCUUUCUAAAAUGCAAAAAUAUUGACUUAAUUGCUUUAUUUAAUUGACUUUUAAUAACCUAAUUUUACUAUUUCCUACAUGAUUGUUUUUCUUCAUCAGUAUUUUUCAUAAUUAUUUUUUUAAAAAAUCAUUACUCUGGCCUCAGAAGUAGGACUGAAUUCUUUCUUUUCUGGGUGUGAGAAAGUGCUGGGUACUGUGGAGUAACAGGGAUUUGUUCUCUAAUCUGUAUUUGGAGAAGUGCCCCUGCAAAAAUGAUAAGAAUGUAGAAAAUAUAUCCAGUCUUAGCCUAUGCAAAAAAAGAAAAUUUAGUAAUUUUUUCCUAAGAAGAAAAUAAUCCUGGAUGGAAUCAUGCUACUAAGCUUUUAUUGUGCACGUGUCUUAUGUUUCCUCUAUUAGUAAUUUUUAAAAUGUUUAAAUAUGAAUAUAUUCGUGCUGGCAUAUAUUUUUCAAAACAUAUAUGGAUAUUUAGCUGAGAUUGCCAACAUGGAGAGAUUUUUAUUUAAAUUUUAAAAUAUUUUAAACUAUGACUAAAUUCUAUUUAUAGGUAUUUAUCAGAGAUGAUUAUUUUGUGCUGCCUAUGGGACUGGCGGAUGAGCUGCAGUGUUGAGCUGCUUGAUUAUUUUCUUAUAAAUUGGCAUGAACCUAAGGAAUUUUGCUUUCAAAAUUAAUUUGAUAAUAGUAACAUAAGGUAAAUUCAUACAAAUUAUGAAAAUAAUUUGUGUAAAAGGGCUUCAAGAAUAUAUCCGAUUUGUGUAUUGUGUAUCUCCUAUGUAAUAUGAUGAAACCUUAAUUCUUUUUAAUUGCCUUUUGCCAUUAAUCUAUUUCAUAAUAAAUUCUGUACAGAGAGUUCCCCCCCACAAAAGGGUUUUAUUUGUGAAACUUAAGGUUUCUUAUGUGAUAUUUUAAAUAAAAUACCAUAAAUGUAAUUCAUAAGUAUUUCUUUAGGAAUACUAUAAACACUGAACCUGUAUCAGCCUACCAAAUCUGUUUUGCAGUAAGUAUUAAACAGCUUAAAAUGUCAUGUUGAAGUUAUUUUGUAAAUUCAUGACUUAAAGCAGCACUACACGUAGUAUAACACAUGUUGUCCAGUGUUAAGAUUAAUAUUUGUGAUGUGUCAUCAAGGAAAGGAGAUGCUCCACCUUGGAAUGAUUGUAAGUCAGCAAGCCAGUAAAACAAAUUCUGGUAUGGUAUUCAAUAUAUGUAAUUGCUCUAAAUGACACUCUGAGUAAUUUUAGUGGAAACACACUCCUUUUUUACCUUUGAACAGUGAAUUCUACAGGAAUGGGAAGGUUCUUCAAUUUUUUUUAGUGUGAAAAAUUAUAAAGUGCUAAUAUUCCGCCCACAUGAUAGCAAAAAAAAAAAAUGUUUAGUUCAGCCUGGCACAUGUACAUGCUGAGAUGGUUAGUUUUCAGAACCAUGGGAUUUCCAUCACGCUGUCAUUUAAAAUUAGGGCUGAUGGUACGGAUACUCCCAGUGACUAGACGGGCUAAGUUAAAUCACCAAAGCAGGUGCUUUUGUAUGAUUUCCAAAAUGCCAACUUCUAGGAAAUAUUCUCUUAAGAUUUUUUUUAAAAGGUUUUACAUAGUUUAUCAGAUAUAUCCAGCCCGAACAGGGACUGGAAGUUGUCUCCCAGUGUUUAGUUACCCUACUUCUUUAAAAGCUGCUGUCCAUCCAGUUCCUCAGCUGCUUGUAGUCAGGCAUUCCCCUGUGACUUAGUGUCUGCUGUUCAACAGUGAGAAGUAGGGGGAUGGAUGAAUGACUUCCUGGAGUGGAAGUCUCUUCGGAGGAAAGCACGUGUCCUUUAUCUUACUCCUCCAUCUCGCUGCCAGAAUUGCGGGAGCUUUGGCAUAUCCGAGAGAACCAAGGCCAUGCCCUGAGGAGAAGAUCGUGGAGACUAAAAAGAUCUCGUGGAGAUCUUUGACUAGUUCACUGCUUGGACUGUCUUUUCCUAGUUUUAAGCCACUGUAAACUUGGGUUUCUUUCUAUGAGGUCAAAAUCCAUCCAUUCUGGCUUCAGUUUUUUGUCAUGAUACUGUUUAACACUGUUUGAAUAAACUAGAACACAAUAAUUCUUACCUUUAAAAGUUUUUAAAAGGUAAUGUGCAGUUCACAUUAGGAUUGAUUUUCCAUUGUAAACUAAUUAUACUCAUCUUCCUGCCUAGAUAUGUGAUUUGAUAUUUUGUAUAUGCUUAGAAAAUAGUCUUCGUAACUAUGUAACAGAUAUUUGCUAAAACUCUGUAAUCUCCAAAUAUUGCUAUCACAUUACAUGCCAUGUUUUUAUAUCAUUCUCAUAGAUCUGCCUUAUAAAUAAAAAGUACUAUUUAAUGUGUUUUAA
Phyllostomus discolor (pale spear-nosed bat) is the source of this 6407-nucleotide messenger RNA. It is a transcript of the gene STEAP2, whose product is annotated as STEAP2 metalloreductase. Gene Ontology annotation, molecular function: cupric reductase (NADH) activity; ferric-chelate reductase (NADPH) activity. Lineage: Eukaryota; Metazoa; Chordata; Mammalia; Chiroptera; Phyllostomidae. Gene Ontology annotation, biological process: copper ion import. The record is from RefSeq and is a predicted model, not a curated record. Bases 238 to 1710 code for a protein of 490 amino acids. Gene Ontology annotation, cellular component: plasma membrane; endosome. The transcript has 6 exons.